Molecule: messenger RNA, 1845 nt
Organism: Penicillium taxi
Lineage: Eukaryota; Fungi; Ascomycota; Eurotiomycetes; Eurotiales; Aspergillaceae
Gene: mirC
Product: siderochrome-iron transporter MirC
Exons: 4
Coding region: 1-1845 (614 amino acids)
Biological process (GO): siderophore transmembrane transport
Molecular function (GO): siderophore-iron transmembrane transporter activity
Source: RefSeq, a predicted model, not a curated record
AUGCCGCUUUUUAAAGGCCGCACUGGUCUAUCUUACGGUACUAUGGAUGCUGAACAAGCUGGGUAUCCUAUAGAUCAGGAACGCGAUCAGCUGUUACGAGAUGACGAUAGUGAAGGGGAACUGAGCGAUGACUCAACUGCUGAGGAUACUCAGGAAGGAGUUCGAAAAAUCGAAGCGAUCAAUAUGACUUGGACAAAGCGGUCUUUGAUUGUGGCAUAUGUCAGUAUAUUCCUAAUGGCAUUCUGCACGUCGCUAGAAGGACAAACUGUUAUGUCGUUGUCGGCGUAUGCUACAAGUGCAUUCAGCCAGCAUUCAUUGAUUUCCACUGUUCUCGUGGUCCAGAAUGUAGUCAACGCUGUCAUUAAACCUCCUAUGGCCAAGGUGGCCGAUGUUUUCGGUCGGUUUGAGGCCUUUUGUCUCAGUAUUCUUUUAUAUAUCCUGGGGUAUAUACAGAUGGCUGCUUCCACUAAUGUUCAAACAUACGCCUCUGCGCAGAUCUUCUACUCGGCCGGCUCGACAGGCUUGCAAAUUCUGCAACAGGUCUUCAUCGCCGAUAGUAGUGAUUUGCUAAAUCGCGCUUUUCUGGCCCUCUUGCCAGAGUUGCCAUUUCUGGUGACUGUGUGGCUUGGACCGACCAUUGCCGAAGCUGUUCUCCGGACGAGCUCAUGGCGAUGGGGCUAUGGCAUGUGGACCAUCAUUCUACCUGCCGCAUUUCUGCCCCUGGCACUGUCAUUGCUUGUCAACCAGCGCAAGGCUCAGAGGCUUCGUUUAAUCAAGCCAUCAAAGCCCAGACGCAAGAGAAGUCUUUUCCGCAUCAUCCGACGGACCUGGUAUGACCUGGAUGUGGGAGGACUUACGCUUUUGUCUGCUGCAGUGACUCUGAUAUUGGUGCCGCUCACUCUGGCAGCCCACUCCAAGAAUGGAUGGAAAACCCCGAGUAUCAUUGUGAUGAUAUUCUCGGGUUUCCUCUUCUUGAUCGUGACACCUCUAUACGAAUCUUCCAAGAGACUUGCACCCAAGCCUUUGCUUUCCCUGCACCUUCUCAAACAGCGAACUGCUCUCGCGGGCUGUGCGCUGGCAUUUUGGUACUUCAUGGCAUUUUAUUUCUCUGUUCAGCCAUAUUUCUACUCCUAUCUCCAGGUCGUUCAGAACUAUGAUGUCGCCACUGCUGGGCGCAUCACUCAGACGUUCUCAUUUACCUCGACCAUUGCCGCAUUCAUUGCAUCAAUUCUGAUCAAAUACACCGGCCGAUAUCGAAUCUUUGUGACUGUCGGCUGCGUCGUCUACAUUGUUGGCCUGGCGCUGAUGCUCGUGUACAAUCAACAAACCUCCUCAUACGCGCAGGUGCUUGGCAUACAGAUAAUGAUCGGCUGUGGAGGUGGCUUGGUCAAUGUGCCCGUCCAGCUGGGUGUUCAAGCGUCAGCUCGUCCUCAAGAAGUUGCCGCAGCCACCGCAAUGUUUUUGACCUCAAUGGAAAUGGGCGGCGCCAUUGGUGCUGCCAUCUCAGGGGCUAUUUGGUCGCAACUUAUUCCGAAGAAGCUUCUGCUAUAUCUGCCCGACGAGACCAAGUCUCAGGCAGGUGAAAUCUUCGGCAAGCUUACCACUGCCCUGGAGUACCCUAUGGGAUCUCCCACGCGCAUUGCCAUCAAUCGCGCGUACCACGAGACUAUGACUCGGAUUCUCACUUUGGCUGUCCUUGUCACGCUGCCAUUGAUUCCUCUGAGUCUCAUGAUGAAGAAUUACAAACUUGAUAAGAUGACCUCUGGCAGUUAUGACGACAGCACAGAUACACCACUGGUUUCAUCAGAGCUUCACUCUGAAAUCCAACACGACAAACGAACUUGA